Messenger RNA from Drosophila albomicans, 1284 nucleotides. RefSeq lists its product as uncharacterized. The transcript is spliced from 3 exons. NCBI's taxonomy places the organism in Eukaryota, Metazoa, Arthropoda, Insecta, Diptera, Drosophilidae. The coding region runs from base 224 to 1090 and encodes 288 amino acids. The record is from RefSeq and is a predicted model, not a curated record.
GAGCUGAAAACCCAAAACAAAAACAGCUGCUGUGGCUUUCACUUUAUCAGUUCGCUAAACUACGGGUUUCAAAGUACUCUCCGGUUUGCGGUUGUAUCGAACAAAGAGCUUCUUAAUCAACUAGUCCGGCGACGAAGGCAUAAAAAGCGAGGCAUUCGCAUUGCUUUAAUGCAAUCUGCAAGUACUGCAAGUGGUGAAAAGUUCUCCUCAAAUCGCAAUCAAAAUGAGCAGAUUCGAUCACACCUGGAUUGCCCGCAACGUUUACGAUCCUCUGCCGCCAUUCGCCAUCGUCGCCGGCCACGAUUCCGACAAUGAUCCCAUCUAUGUGGGACGCGCCUAUCACAAUGGCGACAUGCUGCCCGCCAAGUACAUUCCCAACAAGCAACAGGCCUACGUCGCCUGGGGCGGUGAGGAGAUCAACAAGCACGAUUUUGAGAUCCUGACCGGUCACCACUACUGCUGGAUCCCCGCCAGCGGCGGUGAGGUGCCUCCUCAUGCUCUGCGCGUCGGCCAAACCUCCGACGGCGAGCCUCUGUAUGUGGGACGCGGCUACUUUGCCGGCAGUCUGACACCUGGCAAGGUGCAUCCCUCCCAUGGCUGUCUGUACAUUCCCUAUGGCGGUGCCGAGGAGCGUCUGGAGGCGUAUGAGGUGCUCGUGCAGCCCGAGACCUGGGUGAAUUCAUCGGGCAGCAACAUUGUGCCCGGCACCAUUUUGGCCGGCAACGAUUCCGAUGGCGAUCCAAUCUUUGUGGGUCGUGCCUACCACGAGGGCGAUUUGUUGCCCGCUAAGGUCAUUCCCAACAAGGGCUGCGCCUAUGUGCCUUAUGGUGGUCACGAGCAUGUCAAGUACGACUUUGAGCUGCUCGCUGGCUACGGCUACGGUUGGGUGCCCGACUCCUUUGGCAAUGUGCCCGGUGGCGCCGUCGUCUGUGGCCGCACCAGCGAAGGCGAAGCUCUCUACAUUGGCCGUGGACAUUACCAAGGCAGCUUCACGCCCGGCAAGAUCCAUCAGUCGCAUCGCUGUCUGUACAUUCCCUUCGGUGGCCAGGAGGUGCGUCUGGACCAUUACGAGGUGCUCGUGAGGUCCUAAACUGACUGAUUCGACUGACUGUAUCCUCUCCAGCAGAACUAAUUCGGUUCAGUCCUCCUGCCUUCCUCAUUAAUGCUGUCAAAACAUUUCCAACAACACCAAAAAUCAAUUAAAUUAUUCGUCUUUCAUCUAUCACUUAAUCAGUUAUGCCGUUAUUUGAUACGAUAUUAAAAUAAAGCUUAGAUACAUUUGUA